Messenger RNA from Megachile rotundata (alfalfa leafcutting bee), 8948 nucleotides. Its product is annotated as Transducer of ERBB2. Gene Ontology annotation, cellular component: nucleus; cytoplasm. The record is from RefSeq and is a predicted model, not a curated record. Lineage: Eukaryota; Metazoa; Arthropoda; Insecta; Hymenoptera; Megachilidae. Gene Ontology annotation, biological process: negative regulation of cell population proliferation.
UCGUUCGCGUCGACGGUCGGUGCUACUAGAAAGUCGUUGGCAAUCGGUGGGUGCGGUCGUUCCGCGAGUCGGAUAGAUGCUCGUCGGUUUAGGCUUCGUGAGAAAGUUGUAUUGUGGUUAGAAAAGUGUUCGUAGUGAAACGGCGUGGGACGGUUAUUUUUACGGUUCGUUCGAGUACGAUAGUUCGCGGUCUACUCGAUCAUUAACAUCUCGGCAAGCGGAGAAACGGGUCGGCAAGCAAAAAAGAGUUCAUUACCAACAACGAUAUCCGUGAAUCACCGGAUUAAUCCAGCCAUUCUCCAGCGAGAUUUUGAGGAAAAAUUCUCGUCUAAAAUAAAAGUGAUCGCCAUAACAACGAAUCGUAAUCGAUAUCGGUGGAAGAAUAAACGGAGCACGCUUCAAAAUUCUCGUCGCGCUGGAGCAUCGACGGGCGAAUAUUCAUCGCGAUCGUACGACGUGGCGGCGACGCCAUUUUGUGAAGACUCCAGUACGCGUCCCGCGAACAACAACGGCUCCUUUCGUGCCGUGACCUUUUCAAAACGGUAUUUAUUUUCGAGAAGAGGAAGUGGAAGAAGAAGAGAUCGAUCAAAAUAAUCAUAUCGUAGAUCAUUCGUCCUGGGUCUCACCGUACUGCAACCAUGAGACUGGAAAUUGUGUCAGCAGCAGAUUUUCUGGUGCAUCUGCUGCGUUUGCAGACGGGCCAACUAUCCGAACGACAAUUGGAGAUGUUCAAAUCCUCUCUGACGGAGGUUCUACGCCAUCGUUAUAGGGACCACUGGUUCCCGGACCGUCCAAAUCGCGGUUCCGGUUACCGUUGCAUACGCAUCAACGGUAAAAUGGAUCCUGUGAUCGCACAGGCAGGCGCGAAUGUCGGUUUGCUGCCCACGGUGUUGCAUAGUUUGUUCCCGAGCGAGCUGACCAUGUGGAUCGAUCCGUCGGAAGUUUCGUACAGAAUCGGAGAGAACGGGUCCAUUUGUGUGCUCUACGAACGCACGGAGCCUGAUCCGGAGGAGUCGCAGCAACAUCAACAUCAACAUCAGCACCAACACCAACACCAACACCAACAUCAACACCAUCAACAACAGCAGCAACAGCAAUUCGAAAGUUGUAAAGACUCGUUACUGCUGGAACACUCGCAGUUCAGCGAGCAAAUUGCUGCGUUCGUUUCCAGUUGAAGCUUUCUCGUCGAUACUGUAUCGAUGCGACGACGCUAAGCGUCUCGCCUCAUUUCCAUUGGACGUGCAUCACGCUCUCGGACUGAUCAAAGUACACACGUUAUAUUUUUUUCGUGAUACAUGUGAUUGCGCUUUUUUUCUUCUGGUCAGGUGAAAGUUUGACUCGUGCAUGAACGCGCAGUGUGCUGCUCCGUCGAGCAAUUUGACCAAAACACGAAACAACAAAAAGUGUACAGAAAACGAAGAACCAUUUUUAUUUUUGGCCGUCGAAGAAAUCGAUGCGCGCGCAUCGUUCGACGGUUCCUCGAGGGAUCGGCAAAUGCAAACCACGACUGACUCUAGUCACCCGAAUUUUCGUUAAUCGUACGAGAGAGGAAAAUGGCGGGAAAUCAUUGGAUACAUGUUUUGAGGAGAAUACUGCGCGUUCCCUUAAAUGUACCUAGACCAGUGGUCCUCUUCGGUGUGUCUCGCCUGAAGAUCGUUUCCACGGAAACAGCCGAUGAGGCAAAGUGAGAAAAAAAAUGGGCGAACUCCGGUGGAGCUCCCAACAAAUUGAUCUCAGCCCCCCUCUCCACCUACGUACUUCCGUUAAUCCUGGAAGGAAGCUAUGGGGUGGGGAACAACGAACCAGUCUGACCCUCUCCUCUGUUCUCGAGAGAGGAAAAGCGAAGAGCCUCUCUCUCCCUCGAGAAGGAUUCAACACCAACGUGUUUCUUUACCUUUUUUUCUUCCACGAAGUCUCUGAUGUAUUUCGAACAUAACCUGCAAGAGAUGCGAGUUCUUGGCACGUUCCCUCCUACGGCGAAGAGGAAUAACAUGGAGAAACGAGUCUACUUCCGGACGAAGGAUCAACGAGCAACAUCCGCUGACAUCCUCUCUUCUCGUCAAGGAUUUCUUUUCUCCCUAACCUCGCAUUAUCAAUGCAAAUUACCACCGAGCCACGUACACAAAACAUCCGACAACGUUUCUUCACGGUUCGAGAACGUAUGGAAUAAAUGAAACUGAAGUAACAUCCACGUAUUUUUCUCGACGCAUUUGUAAUUUUCUUGGGAAGUUAAUACAACGGAGUAUUUUCGUACAACGCGUCAUCGUUAUCGGUAAUGGACAGCAAUUCUUGAAUUGUCCAUCAGCAGCGUUUUUAUUGGUCGUUGGCCAAUCGAGCGGAGAGGUGUUGCUGUUGAUUAUCGAUAAGUUAUCGAUAUCCUGUUGAUACUUAACGAUAUAACGUUAACGAUAGGCGGAAGCGAGCGAGGUAGAAUGCAACGCGAGAUUUUAUCAUUAACAUCUAUUUAUCUUGGUUUGAAUUUCAAAAUUUCAAUACUCGACAAACUUAAUAGAAUCGAAAAUUCAAAUUAUCCGUAUAAAUGAUAUUCGAAUAUUCAAACAUUAAACCCUUCGAACAUUCGAAUUAUCCAAAUCGAGUAUUUAAAAUUUCCAACUUUCAAAUAUUAGAAUCACAAAUUUUGUCAUUGAAUCUAUUUACUUUUGUUUAAAUUUCGAUCCUAACCUAAAAUCAUCUAGGUAACACUAUUCUCGUUUAAAUUUCAAAAAGAAUAACAAAAUUACACGUUAAGUUAAAGUAGGUUUGUUGAUGAAGUUCGAACAAGAAUAAAUAGAUUUGAAAGGUUCUACUUCAGUCACAUUUAUUUACUUUAGCGAUAUUGACAGUGGCACCUCUAGUCGAGCGAUCUCGAUCUCGGCCCCACCCGUCGCAUCGUUAAUACACGUUACACUUCAUACGUACAAACCUUUAAACAAAACGCGUGAGUUUAUAUGUACAUAUAUGUAGGUAUUAUAUACGUGAAAAAGACGACGUGUACGUGUAAGCGUUACGAGAGCGAAGCUUAGGCGUAUACGUCGUGUCGAAUUGUAUAUUAUCUGUUUUUUGUGAUCAGAGAGAUAUUGCGGCGAGCGAACGAGACAGAGCGCAUGCGUACGAGAGAGAAAGAGAGAGAGAGAAAGAGUCAAAGCGAGAAGACAUAACCAACAAAAAUGAAGUAAACAACUGUGAUUUUUCUUCGCAUGAAGGGAGAGGGAGUGGUUUCGUGCAUGUACCAUAGUAAUUAUCUUUUCUGGUGUUUCGAACGUGACUAAGAGUGAAGAGUGAGUGUUAGUACGAAUGAUGUGAAUUUCAUCGCGUGGCUAUCUUUUUUACCCACGAAUUUGCACUUUGACAAUAAUCGGCUGUUGUUUUACUAUCAUUUACUUUUCUUUUUAAGUCGAAUGAAAACUUUUGCAAGUUUAAUAUCUCAUUUCGUUUCACAUACAAUAGUACAUAGAUAUAUCCCUCUUUACUCGUUGCAAUAAGUGUACGAUGCAAUAGAAAUCUAUAUGUGUAAAUUGAAAGAUACAGAUAAUUACAUUGUAGUUUGAAAACUUGAUAUCGCUUUGAAGGAAAACAACAAGGAGAUUUCGUCCAUACUUUGCAUAAUUAUAUAGAACACCGAAGGUAAUAAUUUUGUAAAAUUGUAGUGCGCAGUUUUCUUUAUAAUAAGGGAGAUAUUCAUAUUUAAAGUUUGUUAAAUGUAUACCUACAUUAGCUACCAAUGCUUCAGCCGUAGAAGGUUUUUGUUAGGUAGUAUUUUUAUCUUUAACAAAUCUCUUCUGUUAUUUUAACAGUAUUUUAUUGUUUCUAUUAUGCAGAUCUUCAGUUAUCGAAUAGGAAUACUUUUAAUUCAAUAAGUAAAAGAACUACUUUAAUACAGGUGAUGAAUUCCUAUGAAAACUUAAGCGUUAAUCAUAUAUUGGUUACAAAGCGGUCAAUGGGUUACACAUUUAUUGUAGUCUUGUAAAGCUCUUUGGUAAGUUUGAGUUUUGUAGCAUAUAUAUAUUUUUUUAAAUAAAUUGUACAAAUAGAUCUAGCACGUAGAAUAAUUAAUUUGAUCCUUCCAAUGACAGCAAAGAAUUAUUUUUAAUUUAGUUUUUCUUUCAGAACUUAAAAGUAAACUUUAUUCAAUUUCAUUAAAAAAAUAUAUGUAUACUAUGGGAUUUGAAUUUACAAAAUUUAGUGUUUUUCCAUUGGGUUAUAAGGAUACAGCAAUUUUGAAUAUGAAUGUUUCUUUUAUUUUACAGACACGCGCUACAAUUUUGCAAAUGAUCUCUAUAAUUAUGUAGAAUUGAAAGUUCGUACGUUCUCCUUGUAUACACGUAAAUGUAUAUACAGAUUUUCUCCGGUGGCGUGUCUGAUUUACACAAUAAUACGGCCGCAUAACGAUGUCAUCACCGGUAAGUCAUUUUUUUCCUGAUUUAUCUGCUUCUCGGUAGACAUUGAAUCAUGGUGUGCAAGAAUUUGAAAGAAUGUUAUGCCGUUCGCCUGAGGUGACAAUACUUAAUCAAUACGUGUAUAAGUGUCGUGUGAAUAUCAAACAAAAGAAAAAAGAAAGAUAAAAUGGAAACAGAGGAGGUACUUGUCGAAUCAGGAAACUCUGUACGUAGCGAUUAUAUAGAAAACCGUGUCUGUGAUUAUACUAAAAGUAGAGAGACAAUAUGAACAAUCUCUAAUUACGCGAACGACCUAAUUAGAGGCGCGUGUAUCCGUGAAACAUUAUGACACGUGUACACGCGUCUGUAUAUUACUGAUAUGUAAAGGUUAGAUACGUAUAAAUAUGUUUAUAUCAAUGAGUAUGCGUGGCAAUUUUAAACAAACGAAUUUUUAAGUUAUCAUUUCAUUUUUAACGAUUAGUUUUUACGUAUAUUUUUUUUAUCACUUACCUGAAAAAGAUAUUUCAUUGUUUCGGUUUUGUUUUCGAUUAUUCAAAUGACAGUCGCAAUGUAACGAUAAAUCGUUCGAUUAAAAUUGCUAAAUAUACUUGACUCGAGAUUGAAAAAAAAGAGAAACCUGUAUUCGCUGUUUUCAUUUGAAAGACUACUGAAAAAUCUCUGUCGAAAGUAAGACGAGGAUCAGGAGAAAGUGUGAGAGUCGAACGGCGAUGUAGAAAAUAUCUCGCACACCAUACACACGGUCCUUCAAACUAUAUAUAGGUUAUGGUAAAGUGUCAAGUUUAAUAAAUGUUUGUGUUUAUUUCAGAUUUUACUAAAAAUAGUAACAGUAUUCAAAAUUGCUUACAUUUGUCAUAAUAUAAAAGCACAAUAUCGCGUUUUUUGUUUUAAAACAGUCCUUGCAAAUAUUUAUAAAUUCCUAUUUUUUUUCUUUAUAUAAGUGCAAAGGAUUAAGACUUUACUUAAUAAAAUGCAUAUCUUGCAAAUGGUACACAACCUAAAUUUAUUAAUUUCUUUAUAUCACUUCUACAAGUGGCAUUCAAUUUUCAGGUUAUGUGAUAAAUGUAUACAAUUACUAAGAAAAAUGAUCAUUAAGAACAUUUUUGUUAGUAUAUUUAUAAUGAAUUUAACGCAAAAUGUAUGCUUUUACUAUUAAAUUUUACUAUGUAUGUUCGUGAAUAAAUUUAUCAAGCAAGUGAAAAAUUAUCGAAGUCGAUGCUUGAGCAUCGGUUCGAUUUGGGUUCGUUCGGAAAGUUUGUAAAUAUCAGAAACGCGCGGGUAUUUAAAAUUAUUUAAAUUAAGUUCUUCAAUCUUUUAGACAUUCUUUUAUCGUGCAAUCGAUUAAAACUCUUAUGAAAAUAUUUCAUACAACAAUUGAAAUAAUAUUAAUCUAUUUAAGUAAAUAAAUGCACGCAUUUAUUAAAUUAGCACUUUCACUAUGAUACAAACACAAUAGCCUGUAGUUAUAAAGAUGUUCCUUUUGUUUUGAAUUCUGCUCUGUUUGAAAGCCAUCGGGAAAGAAAAUGAAAAUAUAUUCGUUGAAAGAGAAAAAGAAAACCUCAGCGAGACAAAUUUGCGAGAAUGAAGAGCGAAAGAAGUGCAAAAAAAAUGAAACAUUAUUUCACGAGUGAAUUGUAAUUACUAUAUAUACAUAUAUAUGUAUAUAUAUACAUACAUACACAUAUAUUAUAUAUACAUAAUUAUAUAUAUACAUAUAUAUACAUCUUGUAACUAUACAUAGAGUUCUUCAGGAAGAAUUUGUACAAACCCGCUGGAACAAGACACCAGCAAGUCUGUGAUUUUAGCUUGGUUAAUUCAGUAUUUUUUUAAAUAAAACGAGACAAAAUCAAGAUAAACGAUAAAAAAAAGAUGAUAAAGAAGAAGGCAAGAUUCGAAAGUUCUGUAUGAGGAACAAGGAUAUAUUUGGGUAUGGUUGUUUACUGUGUUCAUAUGGGAGGGGAUGCUUGUGGGAGAAAGGGGAGGGAAUAUUGCAAAUUGCAGACGGAAAGAUAUUAUUAUCGUGUGUAUAUUUACAUAGAAUUAUUUGUAUAAAAGAUCACUUGCACGCUGCGUUGCAAACGAGGAAUUUUAAAAGCGUUAUCUAUCGCAAAUUUUUCAUAAAAACAAAUUGUAAAUAUGAUCAAUGUGAUGUGUUUCAAUCGUAAGUUAAGUCGUGCAAAUACGGAAAGCGAAGUUCUUUUUUUUUCUUUCAUCAUAAACAAAGUUGUACCACAAUUUUUUAUGUUCUUUAUUCAUCAAAAAUUAAAAUAAAUGGAUAAUUGAAAUAUUUGAAUGUUUGGAUAAUUUUAAAUAUGAAUUUUUUGUUCAUCUCAAAUUACAAGAAGCAUUAUUUGAAUAUCAUGUUGCUUAUUAGUAAUAGUUUUAUUGAAUAUAUAAAUUUAUUUUAAUUAAUUGUAUCAAUUUUAAAUAAAAUUACUCUCUUAUAUCGCAGAAAUAGCUCAUUUUAAAAAUGUGUAUUUUGUCUAUUAAAUUUGUAGUAAAGUAUGAUGUCAAUAUUAUGCAAAAUAUUUUAUUUGAUCAAUGGUUUUAUUGGAAUGCUAAAAAUAAUUUUAUUCAAAUACUGUGAAAUAGACUUACUCUGUUUUUCGUCUAAUCUAUUAAAAUUAUUUGGAAUCUAAAAUUUAAAUGCUUAAAUUAAUUAUUCGGUAUUUGAGUGUUUGAAAAAUUCGAUGUAAUCUAAAUUUCAGGUAUAUUGAGAUUAUUUGUGUGGAAUAUUGAACAUUCUACUAUUCCAAACUUUUAUAUUUUGAAUAUUCGAAUAAUCGAAAUCGAAUGUUCAAAAUUGUAACGCUUUAAUAUUCGAACUAUUCGAGUUAAAUGUUCGAAUUGCUCGAAUUGAAUGUUGAAGAUUCAAGCUAUCCAAAUAAUUCAACUAUUCAAAUUCUUAUUCGAGAUUUCGUUAAAAAGAAACUUCAUCGAUUUAAUUAUUUAAAAAAUUUCGCUUUACGUAGGUGCACAUGAAAAAAGAAAAUUUUUAUUCAAAAUUCGAAAUUGAAUUUGUACAAAUUUUUGUAUAAUUCGUCUCUUCCGUUCGCAUUUUCCGUAACACGUGUUCCCUCCGCUUUCGAUCGUGAGAAAGUGCUUUGAAAGAGAGUUGAAAUUUGUAAAUGAAGCGUAAAAUAUAUUAAGAGUACAUGCCGUGUGUCUUUCUUUUCUUGUGAAAAUUAUUAUUCUUGUUGGGACACCAGGAAGGAGAAUGCACGAGAGAAGAGGGUGUGAUUUUUUCGGGGAAGGAAGAAAAACAGAAAAAAUAGAAAAAAGCGGAAACGAUUUAGUCAGAAAAAGCAUACAAUUUUUCCGUAAGCGUGCAAGCGAGAUAAUAAAAAAGAGAGUGUGGGAGAGAGAGGAUGAGGGUGAAAAGACAAAUUAAAAAAGAAAAGAAAGAAAUAAAACAGAAACAGAGAGGGAUGGACAGGAAGAGAGCGUGAGAGACCCGGCAGGGGUGCUCAACUCGGGUAUAUUAAGGCCGUGGGUCCCAUCGUGGUAAUAUUAUUGUGAUGCCGAAUUAUUGUACUGAUUAGAGAACAAAAUCGUAGUGAUUUUAAUACGCAGUCGAGCUAGAGAGAUAAAAACGAAGACACUGACCCAAGGUCAUCGAGAUCCGAAUUCGGCGACCCUGUUGGAUAGUGCACAAGAAAACAUUCGUUCAUACACACACACACACAUGGUAUACAUUGUCAAUUAACUCUUUACGGUCUACUGUUGAUUUAUCAAAUUUCGUCAUUGAUAUGUUUAUAUCGAAUUUGCUAUAAAUGUUUCUUGAUAUUGAUAAUGGAAUAUUAUCAGGAAUUGUCUUUUAGAAGAAACUGUUUAUUUGUAUAUCGGUGAUAAUCGAAUAUAAUUCUGGAAUGGUGGAUGGGUUAAUAAUAACCUUGUGACCUUGUAAUUUACAAGACCUUACAUUGGAAAUUCCUGGAAAAAUGUAGUUCAAAAUUAUGAAAUAUCUCUUGAAAAAAAUAAUUAUUCGCAAGUUUUUUAAUUAAAAUAAACUUUGAGUUUAAAUUUUAGAAUUUCGGAAUAAAAAUGAAAUUUAAAAUUAUUCCUCAAUCAGUUACUUGUAAUAAUUAUUACAAACAUUUAGUAUCACAGGCUCUUGAAUUACCCAUCAUCCACAGAUUACAUCUCAUAAUAAUAUAGCAAAAUUUGUUUAUCUUAAACAAUAAAUUAACCAAAUGUUAAUUCAAGUUGACAAUUAGAAAAAUGUUAAUUCAUUUUUUACCGAACAACUUUAGACUACGAAGGGUUAAUUCGGAUUGGAACGAUCUAUUCGAGGAACUUUGUAUAAUAAAGGAAAUUGAUUUUAUCAAUGUAUACAGGUACAAUCGCGAGCAAGAUAGGUUUCCCUCGACCAAGAAAAACCCUACCUAACCAUUUAGAAUUUAGGUUUGUUUUUGUUCCUUGUACGCGAAAUAAAGAGUGUAGUUGUACUUCCAGCCCCACGCCAACCGAAUUGUACCGACGUAAGCCGACCGUUGCCGAACGAGUAGAAUCGAGGAAAGCCACUUUGCACGCGCCUGUACACACACACACACA